CAGAGGGGGCAACUUGACCGCCGUCCCAUCCCUCCGGUCACUCCCCCGGUGUUGGACCUUCCUCUUUGGCUGGAGAGGCGCAGAAGGGGAGGACGCGCCCUCCGCGCUCGGCUGUCUCCGCCCCCUUCCCAGCAGCCAAUCGCUGGCGAGACGCUGGGCGCGCGCACGCUCUCUCGAGUUUAACGGUCGCGCGAGGCCGCUUGCUGUACCGUGACAUCGGCAGCUGGAGCGGCGGCCAGACUCUCUUGGAAGUUUAGGAUAUUUCGUGGUUCUGAAUGUUAGCAACUGAAAAUGCCGGUAGACGAUGAAGCAUCUGAAGAUGACACGGAUUCAGUUUCCUCAAACAGUCAAAGAAUCUUUAUUUUCCAAUAAGAGAGUAUAACAAUUUCUGUGCAUUAUGGGAGAUUUUGACUUGGUGGAAACCUUACAGAAAACUUCAUCUUCUGUAGAAUCUGAUAUCAAAAAUUUUCCCCAUUCUUUUGGACCGAACUUAAAUACCAAUAGAAGUAGUCCCCACCUUAGUACAAACGGGGUAUCCUCUUUCUCAGGGAAGACCAGACCAUCUGUCAUUCAAGGGACAGUUGAAGUCCUGACUUCUUUAAUGCAAGAGCUACAAAACAGUGGAAAGACUGACUCGGAACUUUGGAAAAACUGUGAGACCAGGUGGUUACAACUAUUCAAUUUGGUCGAAAAACAAUGCCAAGAACAGAUAGUUGCCCAGCAGGAACAGUUCCACAACCAAAUUCAACGUAUACAAGAGGAGAUAAAAAAUUUAGUCAAAUUACAGACGAGUGAUACUUCUUGGGCUUCCUAUGAUAGAAGUUCUUCAUGCAAACAAGUAUCAUCAGAAAGUCAAAUGGGUUUUUUUUCUGAAAACAGUGAGAGAAAUGAAUCUGUUAUCAGUUACCCUAAAUCUAAAGAAACUGAAAUGCAUCAAGAAACGUCCUCAUCACAACCAGACUGUAACAUGGACAGUAGCUCAGUGAGCAGUGGGUAUGGUACUUUUUGUGUCUCAGAGUUAAAUACAUACAAACUUAAAGACCCUAAAGAGUUCAUGGAGCACACAGACGUUUCUAAAGGACAGUACGUAGCACCUGUGGUUCAGUCUGAUUCGCUGGUAGACAGUGUGAAAAACAAGGGUUUUUAUAUACAGACUACUGAAGAGUUUGGUGCAUCUUUAAAGGAAGAUAUUUCCAUUUUUCCUGGUGAAUUUGAACAUAAUUUUCUUGGUGAAAAUAAGAUUUCUGAAGUAUACAGUGGAAAAACAAAUAGUCAUUAUAAACCUGCCAAAAAAAUCUGUAACAUCAUGGCACAAAAGCUGAAGCAGACCAACCAAAGACGAGCACAUGCAGAAGACGAAUGUUCAAGAUCUAAGCCAGGAAAUGAGCAAAGCAAGAAACCACCAACUGAGAGAACUGAUUUUGCUGCUGCUGCUCCACAUCCUUGUGGUUUUUAUCUCAGUAAACCAGAUGAAACUCCAAAUUCUUGGAUGUCUGAUUCAGGAACAGGACUGACUUACUGGAAACUAGAGGAGAAGGACACGUAUCACUCUUUACCUGAAACUUUAGAGAAGACUGUUGUACCGUUGUCCUCCACAAAUAUGUUAUCCGGGCAGCCUAAUACUAGUAAUGAGAUGAAGCUACCAUCACUGAAGGAUAUUUAUCAUAAAAAACAAAGGGAAAACAAGCAGUUACCUGAGAGGAAUCUCACUCCUGCUUCCAACCCAAAUCAUCCUCCAGAGGUACUGACUCUAGAUCACUCGUUACAUAUGAAGCCAAAUCAGCAGAUUUCAGGGAUUCAGCCACAUGACUUUUUGAAUGCCCUUGAUGACAGAAUAUCCUUUUCACCAGACUCUGUUCUAGAACCUAGUAUGUCUAGUCACUCUGACAUAGACUCAUUUUCACAAGCAAGUAAUGUUGCUUCUCAGUUAUCUGGAUUCCCCAAAUAUCCUACAAAUACAAAAGCCUCCCUGAUGGACUCCUGGAAAAGUCAUGCAUUCCAAAACGAAAGCAGGACCAGCUCCACGUUUCCUUCUGUAUAUACUAUCACCAGUAAUGAUGUCUCCGUCAACACUGUAGAUGAAGAAAACACUGUCAUGGUAGCUUCAGCCUCUGUCAGUCCGUCCCAGCUUCCAGGUACAGCCGGUGGGGUCCCAGACUGCAUUUCAUUGACUUCCGUGGAAGACCCUGUGAUACUGUCCAAGAUUAGGCAGAAUCUGAAGGAAAAGCAUGCCCGACACAUAGCAGAUCUUCGAGCUUAUUAUGAAGCAGAAAUAAGUAGCUUGAAACAGAAGCUGGAGGCAAAAGAAAUUUCUGCAGUUGAAGACUGGAAAAAAACCAAUCAAAUUCUUGUAGACAGGGUCAGUUUCUCAAAGUCCAUGUUUAAUGACUUGAGAGAACGGUUCAGCGCAGCCAGCAGUGCCUCCAAAAUUUUGCAGGAACGAAUUGAGGAAAUGAGAACAAGUAAUAAAGAAAAAGACAAUACCAUCAUUCGACUAAAAUCUAGACUGCAGGAUUUAGAAGAAGCAUUUGAGAAUGCUUACAAACUCUCAGAUGAUAAAGAAGCUAGGCUAAAACAAGAAAACAAAAUGUUUCAAGAUCUUUUAGGAGAGUAUGAGUCCCUUGGAAAAGAACAUGGAAGAGUAAAGGAUACAUUAAAUACAACUGAGAACAAAUUGCUUGAUGCACAUACUCAGAUUUCUGAUUUGAAAAGAAUGAUUUCAAAACUUGAAGCUCAGGUCAAACAAGUGGAGCAUGAAAAUAUGUUAAGCUUUCGUCAUAAUUCUAAAACUCACGUGAGACCCUCUCGUUGGACGAAUAAGUCUGCAACUUCUGACUCAAGCAGGUCCAAGUGCGUGAUUUCGCAGCCAGAGUAUUCCAUCUUCACUGGCCAGCCCCUGGACAUCCAGGGCAGUAGCGUAGAUCACCAGCUGGAGGAAACCUGUGUCCCUGGGUACCAUUCCCCUCCAGAAAAGGAUUCUUCACCUGAAAGUUCACCAACAAGCUUAUUGAUGAAAAACCAAAGAGAGACUUCAGACUACACGAACACUUCAGUCAAUGCAAGUCGUUCCCCAGAAAAAUGUGCCCAACAGAGACAAAAGAGACUUAAUUCUGCUUCACAGAGAUCAUCCUCUUUACCACCUUCAAAUCGUAAAUCAAGCACUCCAACAAAGAGAGAGAUUAUGUUAACACCAGUGACUGUGGCUUAUAGUCCAAAGCGAUCCCCUAAAGAAAAUUUCUGUAUGGGAUUCACACAUUUGUAUAUUUCUAAGUAACUUGCUUCAUUCAAUAGAUUUGAUAUACUUUUGGAUGAUUUAGAUACUGUUCCUGUGUCGACAUUACAACGUACCAAUCCAAGAAAACAACUCCAGUUUCUUCCUCUAGAUGACCCGGAAGAAAAAAAAUAUUCAGAAAAAGCUACCGACAACCAUGUUAAUCAUAGCUCUUGCCCCGAACCGUUGCCAAAUGAAAUGAAGAAAGUAUCUGUGAGACCAGCCUGGGAGAAGAAUAAAUCAGUUAGCUAUGAACAGUGUAAGCCUGUUUCAGUAACACCACAGGGUAAUGAUUUUGAAUAUACAGCAAAAAUUAGGACCUUAGCUGAAACGGAACGAUUUUUUGAUGAACUUACAAAAGAAAAGGACCAGAUUGAGGCAGCUCUAAGCCGGAUGCCUUCUCCUGGAGGACGAAUCACUUUACAGACAAGAUUAAAUCAGGAAGCCUUGGAAGAUCGUUUGGAAAUGAUUAAUCGGGAACUGGGUUCCGUUCGCAUGACACUAAAGAAAUUUCAUGUUUUGCGCACCUCUGCAAAUCUUUGAGAUUUGUAGCCAUUAAAUUUUGAGACAUUUUUGUUUGCACUAAUGUAUAAUUAUGCACUCAGAAAAGGCAAACUAUUUUGUACUGUUUAUAAGCCUUCCAACAGUAGUUUUACAAUCACGCUAUUCUUACACUUGCUAUUUUAUACUUCAAAUGGCCACAUAUUUUCAAGAUAUUUUUGUUAUGCUCAGGAAUCUCUUGUAUAUUUUACUAUCUAAAAAGUAUUAUUUUAAAAUAGUAUAUGUCUCCAAUUUAUAUUAAGAAUUAAGGAAAUUUAAACAGGAGGCAGCUUGUUUCUAAACAAAUAGUGUUAUCCUUUUAAGAUUAACUUUGCACACCAAUUUUAUAAACUUGUUCUACAUUGUAAAUAUGAUUCAAUUUUUAAAAAUAAAGCUGAACAGCUUCCAUAA
Microcebus murinus (gray mouse lemur) is the source of this 4222-nucleotide messenger RNA. NCBI's taxonomy places the organism in Eukaryota, Metazoa, Chordata, Mammalia, Primates, Cheirogaleidae. The record is from RefSeq and is a predicted model, not a curated record.